AUGGACCAUCUCCUUGGACCGGUAGCACUUGAAGCACAGGAAACCACCCCCCCCACACUGGUCAGUGCGCUGGGAUAUCUCGGUGCCAGCUCGCAGUUCAAAUACCUGUACUUCCUGACUGGUCGACACGACUUGCCGUUCUUCUACGACGAAUCCGUCGAGCUCCAGCGAUCGUUCCUGGAUGCCUGUUUGAAAGGCGAGGACCGGGAGGGAUGGCUGGUGCCUGGCAAGGUUGCGCCGGUGAAUUUGUGUAUCCGACGGGGAAACCCAGGUUAUAGCAACCCCGAGGCGGAACGGAGGACGUUUCCUCGAAGGAUGGAACAGGAGUGGCCAUUGGCGAGGACCAGGUACACGGACUAUCACCUGCACCCGGUUGGCACUCUAGGCCUCGACAAGCCGUCGAAGGGGGCCGUGGUGAAAUGGGAAGCUCUAGACUCGACAUCAAGUGUUCGUUUCAAGAAAAAGCCGGCCGAGAAGGAGAUUGAGAUCACAGGCCAUCCAUCGGUUCGGCUCUCAGUGUCAGCUAGUCCUCUCAAUGGCUCAACACCCACCGAGAUCGACUUGUUUGUCACUCUUCGACACUACGACGCUGCCAACCAAGAAAUAUUCUACACUGGCGCCACGGGAGAUGCGGUGCCUGUGGUUCGAGGCUGGCUGCGAGUUUCGCUGAGGAAGACUGUCAGUAGCCCUGGCCCUCUCAGCGCAAUCAUGCCCGAAAGGGACUACUAUUCCACCGACGUCCAGGAGGUGAUUGCUGGUGAGGUCUACACCGUCGACGUCGAGAUCUGGCCAACCAACGUGGUUCUCCUGCCGGGCGAGAUGUUGGAGCUUCAGGUUUCCGGUACGGACAGUGAGAAUGUCGGCAUCUUUGGACACGAUCAUCCAGAGGACAGACCUUGGGAGAAGCUGCUGGGUUACAAUGAGCUUCACAUCGGUCCUCAGCAUGAGAACUUCCUCAAGCUCCCGAUCAUCCCUGAGAAAUAG
This is a messenger RNA of Fonsecaea multimorphosa CBS 102226, 984 nucleotides long. RefSeq lists its product as uncharacterized. Gene Ontology annotation, molecular function: dipeptidyl-peptidase activity. NCBI's taxonomy places the organism in Eukaryota, Fungi, Ascomycota, Eurotiomycetes, Chaetothyriales, Herpotrichiellaceae. The transcript has a single exon. The record is from RefSeq and is a predicted model, not a curated record. The coding region runs from base 1 to 984 and encodes 327 amino acids.